GUCGGAAGUGGCGCGCGGCAGUACUAUCCCCUCAUGGCGGCAGCAGUGACUUGGGCGCGGCGAGUCGGUGACUGAAGUGCGAGCCUGGCGGGCGUCCGCCGAGUCCGGCCCGGCCCGGCCCGGUCUCCGCGUGCCCUCCGGGCUCCUCACCUCUGAUGCUGUACUGAUACUGAGCUCACCGAAGCCGGGACGAUGGUGAAGUAUUUCCUGGGUCACAGCGUGCUCCGAAGUUCUUGGGACCAAGUGUUCGCUGCCUUCUGGCAGCGUUACCCGAAUCCCUACAGGAAGGCAUGGCCUGGAGGCUCCAAAUGGAAACUCCACAAGGCAGUCAAUAAGGAACAGGCUUCUGAGAGUCCCCUUCACUCUGACAUCUGCAGCAAACAUGUCUUGACGGAAGACAUAGUACACCGGGAGGUGACCCCUGACCAGAAGCUCCUGUCCCGGAGACUCCUGACCAAGACCAACAGGAUGCCCCGAUGGGCAGAACGACUGUUUCCUGCCAACGUUGCUCACUCGGUGUACAUCCUGGAGGACUCUAUAGUGGACCCACAGAAUCAGACCAUGACCACCUUCACUUGGAACAUCAACCAUGCCCGGCUGAUGGUGGUGGAGGAACGAUGUGUUUACUGUGUGAACUCCGACAACAGUGGCUGGACCGAAAUCUGCCGGGAAGCCUGGGUCUCCUCUAGCUUAUUUGGCGUCUCCAGAGCUGUCCAGGAAUUUGGCCUCGCCCGGUUCAAAAGUAAUGUGACCAAGACUAUGAAGGGCUUUGAAUACAUUUUGGCCAAGCUGCAAGGCGAGGCCCCUUCCAAAACACUUGUGGAGACAGCCAAGGAAGCCAAGGAGAAGGCAAAGGAGACAGCGCUGGCAGCUACAGAAAAGGCCAAGGACCUCGCCAACAAGGCUGCCACCAAGCAGCAGCAGCAACAACAACAGUUCGUGUAGCUGGUGUGGGCCUUGCCACCAGAACUACCAUAGGCCACCAGCCAGAAUGGCACUGCUCCCUCCGCCCUCUCCCCACUGUACUUUAUUAUUAAAACUCAGCUCGCAGCCCUCUGUGCUGUCUAGGGGGUGGGUCAGGCAGGUGUUCUGUCACAUCUGGAGUAUACCAUGGCCUCCACAUCUAAGCCCAUCCUACUUAUUCCUCCAUUGGGCAGCUGGUGACAGGUGCGGAGAUUUGCCCAGGGUCACACUGGCAUAAUGCAGGGCUCUGAUUGUUCUCUGUGGCCCAAGUACCUGGAACAAUACCUAGCACAUAACAGGCACUCAAUAAAUGUUUGUCGAAUUCA
Molecule: messenger RNA, 1289 nt
Organism: Cavia porcellus (domestic guinea pig)
Lineage: Eukaryota; Metazoa; Chordata; Mammalia; Rodentia; Caviidae
Gene: Prelid1
Product: PRELI domain containing 1
Exons: 5
Coding region: 193-945 (250 amino acids)
Biological process (GO): phospholipid transport
Cellular component (GO): mitochondrial intermembrane space
Molecular function (GO): phosphatidic acid transfer activity
Source: RefSeq, a predicted model, not a curated record